GUAAUUACAAAAUACUGUACGAUAGGCUUUAAUAACGAUGAUUCAAUGAUAAGUUCAAUCGACAGUCAAUUGAAAUAAAAUACAGGAAGAAAAAUGACGUUAUAUCGUCAAGUGUUUAGUGGAUUACUUCAACUAGCAUUAAGGAAGAUGUUAAGAGUGAACUUACUAACACAGGAGGAGCAGCUUAGGAAGUGAAGACACAUAUGGGACUUGCGCUAUUUGUGUUUGUUGUUUUUGUUGGUUCCUAAAGACUGCUAUAUGGAUUUACUCUCUUUCUGGACGUUGGUGCUGCUGGCGGCUGUGUUGGCGAUGGACGUCGGCUGCUGGGCGAUAGAAGACCAGGAAGUGUGCGCAAACGGCACUUCCAAUUACACUAUGAUCGAACGGAAGGAAGAGAACAAGACCAAGAAUUUCACUGACAUCUGUCAAGAGACUUACACACCAGAUUGUAGCUUAUUUAAGAAGAUUUUAUCCUGGUUUAAUAACAAAUGUGCAGAAAGAACAAGAUAUGUUCUAAUAACUAAGAUGCGGACUGAAGUAGUGGUCACUGCGUCUAACGUCACAAAGUGUUGUCCGGGCUUUGAUGAAAAAAAUAAAUCUUGCUCAGAAGGGUGUGGCAGUGGUACAUACGGCACAAACUGCGACUUGAACUGUAGCUGCCCGACCGGUGCGUUCGAUAACUGUGACCGUGACACGGGCUAUUGUCUCUGUAAGCCCGGACUAAAGGGCCCAAAUUGUAGUGACGAGUGUCUAGAUGGGCGUUAUGGCUCGAACUGUACGCACAGCUGCACGUGUCAAAAUAACUCCACGUGCGACAGGGCCACGGGCACAUGCAACUGUUCUUCCGUCCGCGGGUGGACGGGAUCAUCCUGUGAGGAAGAAUGUGACGCUGGCACCUACGGCGAGGAUUGUCAACACAAUUGCACGUGUAACGGGAACCAGAAGUGUGGCCGCGUGACCGGAAAUUGUACAUGCAUGGCGGGUCUCACCGGCCCCAAUUGCACAGAAGAGUGUACAAAUUACACCUACGGCAUUGAUUGUGCGAAGAACUGCACGUGCAUGGACAAAAAUACUGAAUCAUGUAAUAAAACAACCGGGUACUGCACGUGUAAAGCUGGCUACAUGGGAAACGCAUGUGACGAAGUCUGUAUACCUGGAUUCUAUGGUGAUGCCUGCGCAAAUAACUGUUCGAGCAUCUGCACGGGGACAAACUACUGUCACCAUGUGUCCGGCACGUGCAUCUGCCUGGGACGCAAGGGAGAGAACUGUUCCAACGAAUGUGAUGCUGGCACUUACGGCGAGGAUUGUCAACAAAAUUGCACGUGUAACGGGAACCAGACGUGUGACCACGUGACCGGAAAUUGUACAUGCAUUGCGGGACUCACCGGUCCUAACUGCACAGAAGAGUGUACAAAUUACACAUAUGGCAUCGAUUGUGCGGAAAACUGCACAUGCAUGGGAAAAUAUACUGAAUCAUGUAAUAAACAAACCGGGCACUGCACGUGCACAGCUGGCUAUAUGGGAGACACAUGCGACGAAGUUUCAACAGAUACCACGCAUUCUGACGCGAUGAAGCCUGGCUGGUUGGAUUUUGUGGUAGUCAACUGGAUAUACUUCGCGAUAGGCGCCGGGGUCUUUGUUUUUCUGGUUGUCGUGACGAUUGCUGUCGUCUGCUACUGUCGUCUGAAUAGGAGGAAACGGUCAAACAAAGAAAAACCAGAAGAGGAAUUUCCAGCUGCUUUUGCAAACCAGGAAAACAGUGAGAAAAAGGCUACAAGCAAUGAUACAGUAGAUGUACUUCAAGACACCGUUUGUGAAACCAGUGGUUUGGAAGUCAGCGAUCAUAGCAAACCAAAUCGGAAUGCGUCCGAAGUGGAUGAACACAAGGCUGCAGCAAUUACUGGUGCAUUGUCUAAGGAGAGCGAUAGUAUGUCUACAGAUAUACACACUGAAAAACCACUUACACGAACGUACGAAGAACCUCCUGAUUUUGUUGAGCCAAAACACAUCUCUGAUGAGGUAGAGUAUGACAGUGCUGAAUAUUUAGUAGAAACAGUGCGUGAAAAACCUGAGACAACAAACACCGUCAAUAUAGAGGACGAAGAUGAUUAUGAUGUGCAUGGAAAUCAAACUUCAAUCACCUCGGACAAACUCAACGAAUACAAUACUUUCCAAGAUGUAAUUGAUAUCAUCCGAAAAGCAAGUAUUGCUGACGACGCGAGUAGCGACGAAUAUGACAUGUUAAAUAGUCAGUCAACACGGGCAAAAAGUACGCACACCACGGCAGAAUAUUCAAGUUUCGAAAUAACAAGACAUUUGAGUAUAGAUGAGAAUGACGAAAACAGCGAGGACGAUGAAAUGUACAACAAGCUCGAAACAAAACAGAAAGUAGCGAAACGCAUUGCACAUCCAAAUUAUAACAGAGUGAAAAUCAACAGUGAAUUAGGGUCUGACAAUGGUGUGACCGAUCCCACCUCUAAACCAAGGGAUGCCAGUGUGAAAAGUAAGGUGUUGAGAGAAAGCGGGAAAUCAAAAUAUAACCAAGACAGUAAUCAAGGCUCAGAAGCUGGAACGACAAAGUCAGAAAGAGAUGAAGGAAAUGAAAAGAAAAAUAAUUUAUUUUGUGUAGGUUCUGAUAAAGAAAAAUACGACCAGGAAAACAAUUGCGAUGAUUUGUACGACGAGUGUGGGCCUGAGGAUGACGAUUCUAAACCAGCAGGCCAAAACAAACAAACAACAAGGCUAUCAUUCCAACCUAAGGAACCUGAAACAGCUCUGUAUGAAGACUGCAAGGAUUCUGAUCAUGACUCUGACAAUAAUAAUGCUAACAAGAGCGAUGAUGGAGAGGUGGUUUAUGAAGACGUUAGUGAUUGUAGUGAUACGGAAAGUACGCAACUGGACGAGAUUGGAGCGAUGAAUAAACAGAAGACAAACGGUGGACAUUCUUCUGAUGAAAAGAGAGCUAUAAAGGAUAACAAGGCCGUUCAAAACCCAGUAACGGAUGCCCAAAUAAGGUCGAAGCCUAAGAGGGCGCAUGAAAGACGAAAAGAAGAUUAUGAAGUGUUUGAAUUAAAUACCUAGAUGUGAUGUUUUCCGAUGUUUUUGAAGAUUUCUGAUUUGAAUAUUGUUUCUUUUAAAUAUUCCAUCGCAUAGACCGCAAUAUAGACAUUGCAUGGUUGCCAUCACUCUUUUCAGCAUCGUUUUUGCUAACUAAAUUGAUAUUCUAACCAGUUUGCCAGUAUAUAAUUUGUAUUUGUCUCACGGGGACUUCUGGACUAAGCCAAGAACCGUUUCAAGAUUCGUGCACAUCCACACUGUUUGUGUACCCCGAUAAAACCGACCGCCAUAAACAGUAUUUUUGUGUGUAUUAAGUCCCCGUUCACUAGUGCUACAAUGGUAUCUGGGGCAUUAAUAUAAAGAGAAUUAUGAUUAUAUGGAUAAAAAGAAUGUAUUCACUAUUUUGAAAUUAUUUUGUAACGGUUGAUAAGCUGUAAUUAGAAAAUGCUUGUAAAUAUAAAGCAUACUUAUGCAUGUCUAUACUCCUUUAAACUUAAAACAAUUCCACUUAAUAUUGAUACAUGGUAGGAAAAGGUAAAAUAAAUAAAUGUUUAAACUUUUA
Messenger RNA from Mya arenaria, 3619 nucleotides. Its product is annotated as protein draper-like. The record is from RefSeq and is a predicted model, not a curated record. Lineage: Eukaryota; Metazoa; Mollusca; Bivalvia; Myida; Myidae. The transcript is spliced from 13 exons. Bases 259 to 3081 code for a protein of 940 amino acids. Gene Ontology annotation, molecular function: scavenger receptor activity.